Aspergillus novofumigatus IBT 16806 is the source of this 1521-nucleotide messenger RNA. RefSeq names its product MFS transporter. The record is from RefSeq and is a predicted model, not a curated record. Lineage: Eukaryota; Fungi; Ascomycota; Eurotiomycetes; Eurotiales; Aspergillaceae. Gene Ontology annotation, biological process: transmembrane transport. Gene Ontology annotation, molecular function: transmembrane transporter activity. The transcript has 2 exons. Bases 1 to 1521 code for a protein of 506 amino acids.
AUGUCUCAACAAGCCGAAUCCAAGACAGCAGCGGACCCCGAAGUCCAGCAAACUCCUAUCUACGAUGGCCAAGGCACCGAGGAAGACCCUUUUAUAGUUGAAUUCCAAAGGGAUGAUCCAGAAAACCCAAUGAACUGGUCUCAGUUCAGGAAAUGGUUCAUCACGGCGAUAGUGACCUUCUCUGUCUUUGCCAUCACCUUUACAUCUUCAGCGUACUCUGCUUCCGCAAAUGAGCUCAUUUCAGACUUCAAUAUGAGCACAGAGGUGUUUACCGUCGGCCUCUCCCUCUUUGUUCUUGGAUCCGAACUAUACGGAAGACAAGCUCUCUGGAUCGUCUCGCACAUCGCCAUGGUAGCCUUCAUCGGAGGUUCCGCUGGAAGUCACGAUGUCGCCACCCUCUUGGUGCUGCGAUUCUUCAGCGGCACAUUUGGCGGCUCACCGCUGGUCAACUCGGGCGGUGCCAUCGCAGAUAUCUUCCCUCCAGCUCAGAGAGGCCUCGCCAUGACACUGUACUGUGUCGCACCAUUUCUUGGUCCCAUCCUUGGUCCUAUCGUCGGCGGGUUCGUCUCCGAAAACGUUGGAUGGAGGUGGGUGCAGGGCGUGUGCUGUAUCUUUAUCGGGGUGAUUGGCAUCAUCGGCGUCAUCUUUGUCCCGGAGACAUAUGGGCCAGUGCUCCUGAUCAGGAGGGCAGACCAACUUUUUAAAGCUCAUGGUAAGGUCUACAUCAGUAUUCUCGAAAAGAACCAAGGCAAGAAGAAGCCGUCGGAGGUCUUCCAGCGAGCUCUCAUACGCCCUUGGGUUCUGCUCUUCCGGGAACCGAUCGUGCUGGUUGCCUCGCUCUACAUGGCCAUUAUAUACGGCACCGUCUACAUGUUCAUGAGCGCCAUGCCCAUCGUCUACAAUGAACAGCGUGGAUGGAGCGAAGGCGUCGGCGGGCUCGCCUUCAUGGGUAUCGCUGUCGGCAUUAUCAUCGGACUAGUCUACGCCAUCUACGACAACAACAGACGCUACACGAACCUACUACUAUCAAACUCAGCAACGGCCGAAUCGCGGCUUCCACCCGCCAUCAUCGGCGCCGUCGCCCUCCCAGUCGGCAUGUUCGCCUUCGCCUGGACCAAUUACCCCCGCAUCCACUGGUCAAUUAGCAUCAUCCUCUCCGCGCCCUUCGGCUUCGGCUGCGUCCUCGUCAUCCUGCCCAUUGUCAACUACCUGAUUGAUGCCUAUACCAUCUACGCGGCGUCUGUUCUUGCAGCUGCCGCUAUCUUCCGCUCGAUCGUCGGGGCUGUGUUUCCCUUGUUCACAACCCAGAUGUAUGACAGUCUUGGGAUUCACUGGGCGAGUUCUCUACCGGCUUUUCUGACGGUAGUGUGCAUGCCGUUUCCGUUUGUCAUGUAUCGCUAUGGUGGGGCGCUGAGGAUGAAGUGCAAGUAUGCGUUCGAGGCUGCGGAGAUGAUGAGACGGAUGCAGAUGCAGCAGGCACCUGCUCCAGUCAAUGAGGAGGAAGAUUCCCCUUCUGAGUAG